CGUCGUCGGUCGGAGUGAAAAAGCGGAAUCGGAUACGGAAUCCCCAAACUCAAUCUCAAACUGAAUCUCAAUCUGAAUCUGAAUCGGAGUCGCGGUCUCGAGCGGUGCGGUGGGAAAAUGCGCUGGAUGACAGACAGGGAAGAUGUGCGAUGUUAACGCCAGCGAGAUGCCACAUAAAUCGCCGCGAAGCCCAAUGAGAUUUAUUCAAUCAACGAAGAAAGUCCGCCCACCAACGGAAGUACUAUAUUUAUAAAGUCGAGAAGCGUUCAGCACAUCCCAAAUAAACUAAGCGAAAAGCUUCUUUCCACCAUGGGCAAGGAUCAGGAGUUCCUGGAGGCUGCGCGCAAUGGCAACAUCUCGCACAUCGAGAAGGUUCUCACCCAAAAGGCCAAGAGGGCAGGACCUCUGGCCAGCUUACGACGCGGCACUGGCGUAAAUGUCCAGGACAGUGGCGGCUACUCGGCCUUGCACCAUGCCUGUCUCAAUGGACACGAGGAGAUUGUGCGACUUCUACUGGCCCAUGAGGCCUCACCGAAUCUGCCAGACUCCCGGGGAUCGUCGCCACUCCACCUGGCUGCCUGGGCGGGUGAGACAGAGAUUGUGAGGUUGCUUCUCACGCAUCCAUAUCGACCGGCGAGCGCCAACCUGCAGACCAUUGAGCAGGAGACGCCACUGCAUUGUGCCGCCCAGCAUGGACACACGGGGGCGUUGGCUCUGCUCCUAAACCAUGAUGCGGACCCUAAUAUGCGUAAUUCCAAGGGCGAAACACCGCUGGACUUGGCCGCCCAGUAUGGACGUUUGCAGGCGGUUCAAAUGCUAAUCCGCGCCCAUCCAGAAUUAAUAGCUCACCUGGGCUCAGAGGUAGUGGAACGGGGAACACCGUCACCCUCGUCACCGGCCUCGCCCUGCAGGACCAUUUUUCCACACACCUGUUUGCACCUGGCCAGUCGUAAUGGCCACAAGAGCGUCGUCGAGGUACUAUUAUCCGCCGGGGUCAGUGUCAAUCUCCUGACUCCCUCGGGCACAGCUCUGCACGAAGCAGCGCUCUGUGGCAAGGAGAACGUGGUGAGAACACUUUUGAAGGCCGGAAUCGAUCUGGCGGCCACCGACAACGAGGGACGCACUGCUCUAGAUAUUCUGCGAGAAUUUCCACCGCAUGUCACCAAACAUAUUGUGGCUGUGAUCAACAACUUCCGUAAUCAAAUGGACACCGAUGAGGGCGAUGAGGUGAUCUACAGGCAGCACUCUGGCCCGCCCAAUUCGGCACGUGGCCAGAACAAGCAUCACUCGCAGCAGCAACAGAGCCACAGCAACCACUAUCACUUCAACUCCAACAAUCACUUGCUGAACCACUCGCACUCCAUGCAGCAAUCCGGAUAUAGCAAACAGCGCCUGAGUGCCGGAAAUGGAGGUCACUAUAAUGGGGGAAAGUCCCUGGAUAGUGCUCUGCAGCCGGAGGAUCGCUUUUACCAGGACCUCAACGCACACUCACCGCUGCACAGUCAAAAUGACAUGGGUGGUGGCUACAGUGUAAGCCCCUCAUCUUCGCUUAGCAGCUUUGAGCCAGCUUCGGUAUCGCCUCGUUCCCGCUGCUCCACCGGCGGCAUUGGGCAGCCCAUGCAGAUGAGUACCUUUGCCCCGGCCGGACCACCCAAGAAACCGCCACGACGCAAUCUCUCCGUUUCCCCCACACAUGCUGGUCCCGGUGGGCAGCAGUUUAGCUACAGCUCCCCCUCCAGCCAAAGCCAAAGUCAGAGUCAUGGUCAUGGUCAUGGUCAUGGUCAGGGUCAAGGCCAGCAGCAGCUUCGACGCCAGCCGCCCAGCGAUAGUCCGUACUCGCACCAGAGCCACGGUAGUGUGGGGGGCAUGAGCUUUGACGAGACCCAGCUGCGAGAGCGACAGAGGAGCGAUCGCUUGUAUGCCAGCGCCAGGCAGAGCACCCGUUCCGCCAUAGCCGGCGGAAUGAGUCUCAGUUCAAGCAAUGACAUGCUGGAUCGGCAGUGCAGUAGCUCGGAGCUGAACAGCGAGACGAGUGUGCCCAAUUCCAGCGGAGAAUCACCGGCUCCGGCCACCAACUCCAUGAAACGACCAAUUCCCGCUCCUCGCAGUGCAACAACCAAGCUGUCCAAGGAGCUCUUGAAGUCAGCGGAAAACGCCACCCUCAAGUCGUAUAAUCCUAAUCGCAAACUCAAGCGAAAUCGAAACAGCAGCGGUGCAAAUGCGGCCAACAAAUCCAACGGCGGCGAGGAAAACUGUGAGCCCAAGCAGCAGAUACCCAGCAGUCCCACUCAUUACAAGCAACCACCGACGCCCGACCAUCCGCCGCCCAGCUCUAGCCAGGCAGAGCGGACAAUCCAUGAGCGGAUCAGGCCUCUCAGCCAGGAGUAUAAGCGUCGAUCCGCCUUGCUCCAGCUGCAGGCAGCCCAGCAGCUAAUGAUUGAGACGGGGUCAUCGCCAUCAAAGCUACUACCUACGCUGAGUACGCCCGGAUACGACUACGAUGACACCGUGACAGUGGUGCCCCGCUGCCCGGCUCCUUCCUCCGGUUCCCUGAGCUCCAGCAUCUCAUGCUCGGAUCACAGCCUCUCGCAUUCCACGGACUACGUGGAGGAGUUCGUGAGCGACGUGCCCUUUGCAGGUUUGCUUAAGGGAGCCUCCCAGCUUAAAGAGCAGUGCGAAGUGCAGGUGAAAAUAGAGGAGGAGGUUAAUCCGCAACAGCAGCAGCAGAGUAUUCCCCGGGUGCGUCCGCCCAUUCCUAACAAGCCCACGGUGCCGGAGAGAAAGUUCGUCAAGCCGCCAACGACGCCGACCAAUCAACAGCAGCUGCAACCCGUGGAGGCCAAUGGCAAUGCUGCCACUGAGACAGCCAUCAAACCUCCAAGAUCCCCUUCAAAAUCUCCCACGAAAUCCUCUUUAAAAUCGCCAGCUAAGUCUCCGGCAAAAUCCCCUGGAAGCGGUCACUCGGCAGCCCGCAAUUCCAUAAAUCUUUUGAGUCCCUUUAAUGCGGAGGAGGCACGCAAGAAGAUCUCUGAGAUUAUUGAGAACUUUGGCAGCGGAAUCCUCAACACUAGCAUCACACCCACCCACGACAUCGAGCUGGACUUCGAGGACAUGGAGGUGCCCAACGAGCGACGGGAACUGGCCACGCGCCUCCGUGCUGCGGGAUUGCUUCACCUGGAGAGGAUGCUCUUCGAGAACGGCUACGAUAACUACAAAUUUGUGCACAAUGUCUUUGAAGAGCCGGAUAUUCCACUGCUCCACAUUCCCGAGCGAGAUGCUCCCAAGCUGUUGCGCUUUGUCCAGAGCCUGCCGCCGGCGGAGUUCCUGCCGCAGGUGCCGCCCAAGACGCAGCAGGAGAACAAGCAGCUGGGAGUCACCUCCUUGCAGCAGUGGCUUCACAGCAUUGCCCUUCCCGAGUACCUAGAAUUCUUUAACAAACAUUUGUACAAUACCAUUGAGAGCGUGUGCGGGGUGUGGGAUGUGGAGCUGCAGACGGUGCUGGAGAUCAACAAGCUGGGUCAUCGCAGACGCAUCCUGCAGUCGCUAGCCUACAUCCGCCAGAUGCGUGACAGCGACUCCAAGUCGCUGAAGACGCCGCUGGGCGAGAACAACGAAACCAAUCAGCUGGCAACUAACGGCAAUGGAACGGUGAAGGAGGUGGUGGCACCACGAAAUCCCGCAAAUCCUGUUCAGCACCGCAACUCCAUCACGGGCUAUCGCAAGAGCAGACCUGCACCGCCACCACCUGCUCCGCCGGCGAGAAAGACAGCUGCUCUCCAAAUACGAGCUCCCUCAGAGCUGCUCCUGGGCCUGCCGGCCAAUCUAAGGACCACCGAAUGGCGUCACUCGGCGCAGACUUUGCUCAAUGAGCACAUCAAUUACGAGGUUCAGUACCUCGGCUCAACGGUUGUGAAAGAACUACGUGGCACAGAGUCCACCAAGAAGUCCAUACAAAAGCUGAAAUCCUCAGCGGAAAGUGAGGCUAAAUCGGGCUCAGCACUCUCGCUGUCCAUUUGCCAUCGCGGGGUGGAGUUUAUUGAUGUGAACAGUAAGCGCACUAUCUGCGAGCAUGAGAUACAGAACAUCAAUUGCGCCUGCCAGGAUUCCGAGGAUCUGCGGCACUUUGCCUACAUCACCAAGGAACAGGAUCUGCACUACUGUCAUGUCUUCCUGGUCCAAAGCACAAAUCUGGCCAGCGAGAUUAUCCUGACUCUUGGCCAAGCCUUCGAGGUGGCCUAUCAGCUGGCGCUGCGAGACGGGAUCUCCAAUACGCCAGCCCUGGUCCUGGAUAAUGGAAUGCUGCAGGGCGAGUACUGUGGAGGGAAAUAGAGUGAGGACCUGGCCGCGGUUCAGGCCCCAGGAGAGCAACUACCACCGGCGAUAGCACCGCCGGCGCCACUCAGGCCAGGUCACAGUCUCAGUCACAAUCUCGGUCGCAGUCACAGUCGGAGUCGCAGCCUCUGCGCCAAACUAUUAUGCCUCAGCAACUACGGGGCUAUGUUCAAGUUGUAGUUAGACGAAGGACUUUUUCUAGGGCAACUAGUAGUUUGUAGGCCUCGCGCAUUUGACUUUUAUACGAAGGGAAUGGGUUUUUGUAUUUAUUUAACUAUUUGAAUGGCCAAAGAUCAACUACAAAAUGAAACGAACAAAAAGACUCACACAAUCAACAAAAGGCACAAUUUUUUCCAAUUAAGAGAAAUGCACCAACAACCAAUGAAGGCUUUUUUAGAGCUUCGUUACUUCCAGAAAUAACCGAAAGCUAUCCUUUCAAAUCGAGUUUAUAAUUGAAUUGAACAUUUUGCAAGGAAGAAUUAUCAUUAGACCAUUUUGCAGGGCAGCGAUUGCCUCUCAAACUCGAAAACAUAUUAAAAUAUUGCAUUUACGUGGGGCGGGUAAAAACAAUAAUUAAUGAAAAUGUUUUAGCAAAUUUUUAACUCAUAGACAAGGGAAAGGAAAAUCACGUUUGGCAAAGGAGCAAAAAAAUUAAAAAAUAUUGGCUUAUUAUACAAUUUUAUUGAUGUUGAACGCUGCAUGUUUCAUAUAGGGCAAGGAUUGAAUUGAGAUAAAAGCAAUGCUAAAUCAUAUCCCGCAUUCGUACAGAUCUAUAACCUAUUGGCUAAUCACAUUUACUACAUAUUAUAUACAUAUAUACAUACGACUAACUCCAAUAUUGAUAUGUAUGCGUGUUGUUAUAUAAUUUUUAAUUGACUAUUUAAGCGAAUCGAAUCAAAUCAAAGGACAGACAACGCAUCAAGUUAUAAGCAAGUUGUUGCUUACAAAAUCGUAAAAAUCAAUUGAUUACAUCGAGCUGAUGAUGAGUCGGCUGCAUUUUAUAUGUAUAUGCUUUUGGGGAAUAUUUUACGAAUUUUUAAGAGAACUUUUAACUAGUCCCUUAGUUGUUACGUAAGCAUUUAUCAAAAAUCACUUGUGUAUUUGCAUUUACUCGAUGGUAAAUGUUUUCUUAUUUAAUUUAAGGCCAGGCCUUGUUGUUGUUAAAACCAUUCGUUUGACUUGGUUUACCUAAUACCACAUAUUUUACUCUCAAUUAAGACCCUUCUCUAUCGAUGUAUGCAAACGCUUUAAAUGUUAGCCUGCUUGUGGUACAACGGAUUCCAUUAAGUACCUACCUACUCAAUACAAAUCGAAGAUAAAUACCAAAUAAACUCAUCUUAAUCCAAUACGAUUCUCUGGGCAGCAGUUUGUUAUGCCAUAGACACGCACACGGUAAAUAAAUCAAUUUUAUUAAGCUAUGUAUACAACAAAGUCGUACUCAACCAGCCUAGCCCAUAACUAAUGAAAUUUAACAAAACCAAUAUAUAUACACAACAAAUUGAUAAAUUCCAAAUUUUUAAGUGUUUAGGAUCCGAAGAAUGAAAAUUAUAAUUGCAAUGGAAUGGAAAACCGAAAAAGUGACAGAAAAUACUAAAUAAAUACAUAAUUAACAGGCCUCAUUUUAAACGCCUCGUGGAUGUCAAUUAAGGCCGACUUUCCCACAGGCCAAGUCCGUGGAUCUCGGGAUCUGAAGAUCUUGACCACAGAAAGAGAGAGAGAGAGAUGGCCGCGAUCAGUUACACAAAGGCAAACGCGUAAAUGCGAAUUUAAUGUGAGCCGGUUUGCAGUGCUGCUUGGCGCGUUGUCUUGUUGGUUUUUUAUACGGCUAAAUGCGUUAACCAUUUGAUCAUGCGAAUAUUAAUUGGCAUUGGCGAACGCCGAAGCGCAGCUCGGCCUAAUGUUGCUGGCCACAAAAAGCGCAUGCGUCAAAUGCUGCCAGACAUCCGAUAGGCCAAGACUCCAAUC
This is a messenger RNA of Drosophila kikkawai, 6297 nucleotides long. Its product is annotated as ankyrin repeat and SAM domain-containing protein 1A. The record is from RefSeq and is a predicted model, not a curated record. NCBI's taxonomy places the organism in Eukaryota, Metazoa, Arthropoda, Insecta, Diptera, Drosophilidae. Gene Ontology annotation, molecular function: protein binding. Gene Ontology annotation, cellular component: cytosol.